Molecule: messenger RNA, 408 nt
Organism: Prorocentrum cordatum
Lineage: Eukaryota; Dinophyceae; Prorocentrales; Prorocentraceae
Source: the annotation of a GenBank genome assembly
AUGCCGCCCCCGCUGUCCUCCUUCGCCGCGGGGUCCCUGCAGCCGCCGUACCCCGGCGCCGCGGCGGCGACCGACGGGCAGGCGCAGGCAACAGGGCUGGUCGUGGACCCCGCGUGGCGGCCGCCAUUCCCGGCGCCGCAGUACGAUCCCGCGUGGCAGCAGGCCGCGGCAGCCGCAGCCAUGGCCACUGCGCCCCCGCCCAGCGCCGCCGCGCUGGCGUACCCGGCCGUGGCCGCGCCUGCGGCGGGGUCCCCCGGGGCGCCGCCGCCGCUGGCGCCUGCGCUGCCGGAGGUCAUGCAGGGACUCGCCCCGCCGGUGGCGCCUGCGGAGCCGCCGAGCCUGCCCCCGCCGCCCAGCCACGAGGCGGCCGUGCCGGCGGCGGCCGAGGAGCCGCCGCCGGGCUCCUAG